UGAAAGAUUUUUAUUAUCAUAUGUAUGCAGAAUUCAAAAUGAAAAACUAUGUCAUUCCUUUUGUAGCAGAUACUUUAUUCAAUAUCCAGCUUUCCCAUAGCUACAAAGCUACACCUUCCAUUGGACUGCAAUGCGAUAAUAAAAGAUUCUCUAAAUAUUUACAAUUGAGUAAAGCAGCAUCAGCAUCAGCAUCAUAUUUGCUCUAUUCUUUUUAAUAGGUUUACGUGUUUAACUUAUUAUAUACAAUUUUAGAUCAUAUAUUGUGCCGAACAACUGUUUAUUUAAAUAGUUCUGAAAAAAUAAUUUGUAUUUUACUAUAUCCAUUCAUUUUAAAAUAUAGAUAAACUAAUUUUCUUUUUUCGUCUACAACCCGUCAUCGUUGUUCAGCAGCCUCGGUUCGGUUGGAUUCGGUUCUUUUCUGUCUUAUUACUACAGUAGGCCGUUAGUUUUUCCCCAGCCUCAGGCGUUCUCUGUCAGCUCUCAGCCUGGUGCUCUUUGGGGUUAAAAUGUAAGAAACGGGAACGGUUUUUGCAUUUUAAAUAUUUCUUUAACGUAUUUUAAAGAAAAAGUGAAAAAAUUGUUAAAAAAAACGAGGUUAACUUAAAAAACAAAAUAUAAGAAAACAUUUUUCAUCUGGAAAGUUUAAAGGCAAACAAGCAAUCACACCACAUACUAACCAAUGUCAAUUCCUCAAAGAAUUUACAAAUUUCGAAACAGGGGUAUUAAUGGCAAGCCCAUAAGUGUUAUCAUGGUAUUAAAUUUAAUAAUUGAAUACAAUAAAAUUGUCAGCAGUAGAAGCAAUUAUUAAACGUAUUUCAAGAUAGUUGUGUAAGAUAAAGUAGUGGUAUAUCAUAAAAUGCAACAGACUGAAAAACAACAACAGCAACAACAACAACAACAGCAGCAGCAACAAGGUGGCAUUAGUAAUAUUGGCGUGGAGGGAGAUCCUAGUACACCUAAUAUUCAGCAUGGCUCACAUGUUCAAAUGUCAAACAAGCGUCCACAAAUAAGUGGUGGUCGUUUCGAUUUUGAAGAUGGUGGAACCUAUUGUGGUGGUUGGGAUGAAGGCAAAGCGCACGGUCAUGGUGUAUGUACCGGUCCAAAACAUCAAGGCGCUUAUGCGGGAGCAUGGAAUUAUGGUUUUGAAGUGUCCGGAGCAUACAUUUGGCCAAGUGGGUCUCAUUACGAAGGCCAGUGGCAAAAUGGCAGACGUCAUGGGUUAGGAGUUGAACAAAUUGGUCGCCAAAUUUAUCGAGGUGAAUGGUCAAAGGAUGGCCAUAAAGGUAGAUAUGGCGUACGUGAAAGUACUGUAUCUACGGCAAAAUACGAGGGUACGUGGAAUCUUGGAUAUCAGGAUGGGUACGGUUGUGAAACAUAUGCCGACGGAGGAAAAUACCAAGGUCAAUGGCAAGAAGGAAAACGUCAUGGCUAUGGAAUAAGAACGUCAGCUCCUUUCGGGUUAGCUUCACAUCAUCGUCGAAAAAACAUGCAUGCAUCGUUGAGUUCAUUGCGAAGUAAUGAAAUUGGAGAUGCUGAGAAACGUAACAAUAAAAUCGAAGAAGUGCGUGGAGGCUUUGUACUAACCGCGAAAUCUGAUAAGUUGCCAGUGAGGCGCAAUAGCUUAAAUGAGCGCACUAAAAAAGGAUUUCUAUCUGGCCUUAAAAUGCGUAAACAACGAAGUACUGGUGACUUAGAGAAGCGGGGCACAUUGGGAUCUGGCAGUAUACGCUCAACAAUGUCAACGGCAUCAUGGUUAAGCACGGGCUCCGAACAAUCCAACUUAACAGCAAAGUCUACUCAUACAGAAUCUAAUGCAAGUUUCACAAUGGAAGAUGAACAAUUAGAUCCUACCGUAGUAGAAACAUAUAUGGGCGAAUGGAAAAAAGAUAAGCGUUGCGGUUAUGGUGUAGCUGAACGAAGUGAUGGUUUAAAGUAUGAAGGUGAGUGGCUCAAUAACAAAAAGCAUGGUUAUGGUGUAACUGCUUUUCGGGACGGCACUUUCGAGGAGGGAAAGUAUAAAAAUAAUAUUUUAAUUACAAGCCAAAAGAAAAAGCAUUUGUUCCUUGCGCGAUCACGAAAAUUUCGUGAACGCAUAACAGCCUCGGUAAACUCUGCACAGCGUGCAUUGAAAAUGGCAAUGCAACGAUCAGAUAUUGCAAUUUCGCGUACUGCCACAGCAGCAUCUAAAGCUCAAAAUGCAGAUAGUGCUGCUGAUCAAGCUAAAAUGGACUGUGAAGUAGCUGUGCAAAUGGCACGUGAAUUUGCACCCGAUUUUAAACCCUCAGUUUUAGAACGUUUUGAAAAAUUAAAAUACAGGGAACGAUAUAAGCCAAUACCUGCGAAUAGUAAUGUUACCGGAAACGCUAGUUCCCAAAUGGAUGCGCUAUCAAGCACUGCAUAUCGCCAACAGCAACAAGCUUACAACUUUCAAAAAAAUCGACGGCAGUCUCAUUCGAUAAAUCAAGAUGCAGAAUUCCCAAUUCCUAGCUCAAUGUACUCUCAACAACUGCCAAUAACGCCACAAACAGACUUAUCAUCAAUAGUUAAUCAAACAGGACAGAAUAGUAUAAAUUUAAUUUCUCAAGCUUACCAUCACCAGGAACACCAAAAAAAUCAUGUUAAUCCAAUGCAUCAAUACCAGGAGCCUCAGCUCUCAAUGAAUAGUUAUGGUGUGACUGGUGCAAUUGAGAAAGAAUUAGCAUCUGCGAGAUUAAAUCCCAAUAUAACACUUAAAACGCAAAACAAAAAUAUCAGCCCUAAUAUUAAUCAAAUCCAAAACGACUAUUUAAACUUUACCCGUGCUGAAACUUCAGAUAUACGUACACCACAACAAUAUUUCAAAACAUCAGAACACGAUCAUUAUCCUCAACAAUCUGUAAACUCAUCACCUAAAACGAUCCCAAAUCACAACAGACGAUCAUCGCAACAAUCAAUUGAUGCCAAUCGAGUUAAAGCUCCACCAUUAGGUCAAACUAAUCAACAAUCAUCAAUAGACUAUUUUGAUCAUUAUAAGCGUCCACCAAGUCGAGAUUCUUCAAUUGAUCGAUACGCGAGAGCUGCAAGUAGAUUAAGUGGAGGAUUCGGAUCACGACAAACAUCUGUAGAUCGCGGAAAUACCGCUGCAGGGCCAAAUGAUGCAGUUGGAGCAUCACCUGAUAUAAAACAACGAUCCGGAUCUAUAUUACGUGGUGGAACUCCUGUACCAGCACAAAUUAUCACAAAUGGAAAUGGCGUACUCUCUAGUCGUCAUUCUCGAGCUGGUACACCCAAUUUACAACAUCAUGGUAUAAAUGCGGUACCAGAAGCUUCAUUUUCUAAUUCAAAUCAACCCUUCGAAGAUGUACUCCUGCGUCAACGAACACUUGGUCAAGAUAUCAUACCAUCACCUUUCCAGCCUAAACGCACAGAAAGUCUGUAUAUACCUGCGAAACCAGUUAAUGCACUUUCUGGGGCCAUGACCGCUGCAGGUGGAGCAAACAAUAAAAAACUAAAGAGUGUUCCUAUAAAUGUUAAUUUACAAAGAAAAAAGUCUUUGCCGGACUUCCAAGAGCUGCCGAAAUCAACUGAAGCAAUGAGUCGUGAGGAAGUUUCAGCUUUAGGCUCAGCACGACGAGAAGCGGUACGCCGUCAAAUCGAAGUUAACGAACGACUUAGAGCGAAUCCACUUUUAUAUUUAGUCAGUCCUCAAGUUAAGGAUUGGUUUUCGCGGCAGCAGCUAGUGCUUCUGGUACUGAUUGCUAAUGUAGUGUUAGCUGUACUUUUUUUUAAAAUGCUAACAUAGCGAAACUUGAAUAUGUGCAAAGUAUAUUGUUUGGACAAGUUAACAUAUUUAACUGUAAAUUAUAAAAAUACAAUUAAAAACUAGCAACCAUUUAAUAAUUCCUAAUGCGACAGGGGGUGCUGUUGUAAUAAAUUAAAAAAAAAAAAACUAAAAUUUACAUUAAUUCGUCUA
Molecule: messenger RNA, 3952 nt
Organism: Teleopsis dalmanni
Lineage: Eukaryota; Metazoa; Arthropoda; Insecta; Diptera; Diopsidae
Exons: 9
Coding region: 857-3781 (974 amino acids)
Cellular component (GO): plasma membrane; endoplasmic reticulum membrane; junctional membrane complex
Source: RefSeq, a predicted model, not a curated record